ACGAACCGACUCUUUGAACCUUCGAAAGUGAAGCGGUCAGAGCAAUCUAUCAACCAUCRCGAGCUACAGCCCAUUGUAUACAAAAUACGAUCAAGAGGACUAUUCCAAUUCCAAAAGAGAUCCUUUUCCAACCGCCCAACCAUUCGAUAAACCACCUUUUCCGUCAUGCAACGGCGAGGAGCACAAAGGUCAUCCGGCACGAGAAAUGCGUCGUACUCGUCAUCAUCCGUCGAUGCCAACGACAAGAAGAAGCGCAGGAAAAUUUCUUCCUCUGUUUUUUACGCUGUGGGACUCUUCGUGAUUUUGGUUGUCUGUUUACCUCUUGUUCUCACCCCGUCUCAAAAGAAAGAAUUGUCAGAAGUGGAACAAGCUAUUUGGCGGCAAUAUCAGCAGCAAACGACUGGAAGUCAAGUAGAACAGCAAUCAAUAAGCAACAACAAGGAAGACGACGACGAUGAUGWUGAAGAAGGAGACAACAAAGCGGUAGACGGUGAGGGAAAACCAUUGGAGGAGCAACACGACGACAAAGAAGAUACCUCCGCGAACAAUGCCGAUGCCAAUGGUGCCCCCCCGAACGCGGCUACCGCUCGCAUGGAAGCCCAGUCGAGCCGGUGGGUAGACGGAGAAAAGGCAUUAAAAAAGAAACUGAUGGUCUUGUACGAACAGCAGAUGAAGGGGAAAUAUCUCGGGGUGCCGGUCGUAACGCGGUAUUUGGGCGAGGACAUUCCUGCUUAUAUUGGGACACCCGACAGCCCCAUGGCAGAGGACGAAUGGAAGAAAUUGGUGGAAGCCAAGUACGAAGAAAUGAGACUAGAAGAAGAAGAAUGGAGGAAGAAAAUGGAAGCGCUAAUCGCAACUCGAGAACGAGAUAUGGGUAUAACUACUGCCUGAGCAUUGCGAAUAUAAGAUAAUUGUACCGUAUUUUUAGGCUUUCCUUUUUCCUACYAGGAUUUUGAAUCGACAAACAACCACUCGAUAGAAGAAAUUUUUUCAUACAUUUCGGAAUGACGAAACAACUUUUCGCCCACGAGUAUAGUCAGAGAACAUGUGGACCACMACGAAUCUGCCAGUUUAGAAAAAUAGAUAUUAUUGGUUUGUGUCGUAUAAUUUUGCGACUUUCUCUGCUACAUGAGAUGGAACUAAUUCGGACAGCAUUGCCUCUUUGUUCUUCUUCUGCUCUGCAGUAGUUUGUUGCUGCUGUUCCUUACCACCUGUGCUGCAAAUCGUUCGAACAAGCGUCGAAGACACGUGGUUGUAUGUUGGGUCGCCUUCGAUAUACACGGUUGGAAUGGGAAUGAAGAGCGGCCCAUAGAGCACCGGACCCCAGGUAUUCAGAAUUUGCAGC
Messenger RNA from Pseudo-nitzschia multistriata, 1345 nucleotides. The record is from the annotation of a GenBank genome assembly. Lineage: Eukaryota; Bacillariophyta; Bacillariophyceae; Bacillariales; Bacillariaceae.